Messenger RNA from Microthlaspi erraticum, 594 nucleotides. The record is from the annotation of a GenBank genome assembly. Lineage: Eukaryota; Viridiplantae; Streptophyta; Magnoliopsida; Brassicales; Brassicaceae.
AUGAAGUUCUGUGGCAUCUCAUUUCUCUUACUGAUGUUCCCCUGUCUCCGGCAUACAUCACUUAGACACGAAUCUGUGUGCAUCUCGGAACAUGGUGGGCCUACUGGGAGGAGACUAUUACCUACUGCGAUUCCUCCGAAAAGGGCAGGCAAGGAGAAAGCCGACGAGAACCAGGAAGAUGAAACUGAAGUCGAUCGAGCUGCUUCUAACGGAGUUGAUCGAUCUGGUGAUGAUGCCUCGUCGUCUCAAAGACCCAAUCUUGAAUCCGACCUACCUACUCCUGCAUCUGCAGAGACUGCUCCAGCCAGAGCUUACACUCCUAAGGUACCUUACCCUGUUCCACGGAAGAAGUCCAGAAAAGACUUGGAGGAUGCAAAGUGUAAGGAGAUGUUGAAGGACUUGACUGUGAAGCUGCCCUUGUCUGAUGUUGUUCAGAUGAUUCAUGCUCUGAAGAAUUACAUGAAGGAGCUGAUAUCUGGGAAAGUAGCUAAGGAUGAAAAUGUCAUGCUAGUGUCACAGGAGUGCAGCGCUGUGUUGCAGAACAAGGUUAUCAAGAAGGGGAGCGAUCCAGGAAGAUUUGUCUUGUCAGUGUAG